Cucurbita pepo subsp. pepo (vegetable marrow) is the source of this 1538-nucleotide messenger RNA. The record is from RefSeq and is a predicted model, not a curated record. Lineage: Eukaryota; Viridiplantae; Streptophyta; Magnoliopsida; Cucurbitales; Cucurbitaceae.
CGGUGGGUGUGAAGAGAGAAAAAUCACUCACAGAGCCUACACACCCACACAGCCACACACCCACUGCCUCUGUUUUUUUACAGAAGAGCAAAUUCCGUCGCUCUCUUCCUCUGUUGCGAUUCUCACAGACGAAGGACACACAAAUCUGUACGGUCGCAGAGCUUUAGUUUCUACCAAGUGGCUUUUCUGUGGGUUUUCUCGGCACAGGAGACAUGUCCGACGACAUCCCGACAUCUUCCUUCUUUGUUGCUGCCUAGCUUCUCGCCAAACCCGCUUUGUCGAGUUGUUGAUGAACAUGAUGGCCAUUCCACUCAAGAACUUUUCCCAGAAAAAUCUUGAUCAGGACUCUGUGCAUUCAGUAUUUCCAUUUUCAGUUGAUUGUACGCCGUGGCGGAGCUCGAACGAACGGAAGAUCCCAUUGCCUUUGUCUGAUAAUACAACUCUUAAACUUGAAACUCCUCCACAGCAUCAUCACAAGCAUUUGGGCUUUCAGUUACCAGAUCAGGAGUCAUCUACAGCCCAUUCAAUUGGUGAAUCUCUGCAUAAAGUGUGUACUAUGGAGGUGCAAAAUGCUCAAGAGCAAUGCAUUUCUUCUGAAUCUGGUCAAGAGGAAAAUUGUGGCGAGAGUGUGGAGAAUCAGAUGAAACCAGUUAUUUUGUUUAGCAACCCUGAAUUUAUGUUCAAUUCUCCCCAAGUUGAUGGCAGCCAGCCAAUGACUCGAGUACCAUACCCGUACAUUGAUCCUUACUAUGGCGGGCUAUUGUGCAGUGCCUACAGUCAGCAGGCUAUAAAUAAUCAAGCUCAAGUAAAUACCAAUGUUGUUGGGAUCGCACCUGCACGAGUCCCCAUUCCGCACGCUCUUGCUGAAGAUGGGCCCAUCUAUGUCAAUGCCAAACAAUACCAUGGAAUUCUUAGAAGGAGGCAGUCUCGUGCAAAGCUCGAGGCUCAAAACAGAGUCAUAAGAAACCGAAAGCCGUAUCUCCACGAGUCUCGACAUCUUCAUGCGCUGAACAGAGUGAGGGGAUCUGGUGGACGCUUUCUCAGCUCGAAAAAGAAUCAAUCACCUGUUCAAUCAACUCCUUCGACCACCUUGAGCCAACAGAUGAAUACACCAGACUUCAAUACAUGUAGCUCUGAAACGAGCGACCGUGGCGUGAGCUCUGAGAUCACAAGCAUCUCUUAUGGUUCAGUGAGGUUUGGGCGGUCGGACAGUCAGCUCUCCGCUCUCUCUUCCAGGAUGGGUGGAAGAAUGGAGCAGUAUAGCGGAGACUUAAUGCGUGGCGGAAGAUAGAACCGUGUUAUUAAACUAGACGACAGGCAAAUCAUCCUUGGCUUUGUUAGUUAUUUAUGCUUUGUGAUUUCAGUUCGGAAUGAGCAGAAACAAACCGACAGUAAUGUACUAUUGACAACGUUGGCAUGAUGGCCUUCAAUAAUUUGCUUGUGUUUAAAACAAACCAUAUUUUAGAAGCAGGUGACAAUGGUUGUGGGCUUACGUGGAUUUGUUUGUAAUGGCAAUAUGGCAAAGGGUAUUUUUGUAA